ACACUGCCGAUUUUCCCUGAGAUGGCGAAGAAAGCCUUAAGGUUUUACCUUAAAGAGGUUUUAAAUGUAUUUUGUUAAUAUAGAAUUAAGUGCGUCUCUUUAUUCUCUUAUGCUGACAAAUGUCUUUACAGCCUGAUGAAGGGAUGUCCAGCAGGAGGAGGAGACCUAACUGGACGGAGCAGGAAUCUCUUCUUCUUGCUCAGUUAAUGCAGGAAAGAAAGCACAUUAUCAGAGGGAGGUACAACACUGGAGUAUCGGUCCAAGACAAGAAACACGCCUGGGAAGAGAUAGUUCAAACUGUCAAUGCUGCCUUUCCACAAGUUCAGCGAACGGUUUCAGAUUGUAGCAAAAAAUGGGAAAACCUGCUGGCAAAGGCAAGGGAGGAGAUCAAACGCCAGAAAAAGCAGGGAGUUACAGGUGAGCCGCUUUCUAUCGAACAGUUAAGUGCAGUGACUCAAAUAGCCAUUUCUGUGAUGAACCUCUCAGAUAUGCUGCAGCAGGACAAAGAGGACUCUUACGUCUCGGAAAUGAUGCAAACUCAGCAAAAUAGUUGUGAUGAUGAAAAUGAUCUGGCAAUAAAUGGAAACUUCCCAAACAAGCAAGAGGAAACAGAGCAAACAUCUCUUACGGAGCAAAAGUUGACAUUAACAAAUGUCUCUAACUCACUCACAGUGGGAUUUAAUGUUCCUCAUGGCGCUACCUUCACCGGCUCAGGAGAACACCUGGAAACUCCCCGCUCCGCUCCUCCAUCAGCACAGUGCACAACACUGCAGGAGCGAGCAGAUUUGGAAAUGUCUGUUCUGAGACGACAGGAGGCAGUUCUCAAGCUUCAGCAGGAGUAUUACACACUUAAGAUUAGGCUGUUGAAGAGACAAAUAGAAGAAUCAACUCAAAAGGACUGAAGUGGUCAUACACGUAAAUGACUAUCGAAAAAUUCCAGUAUCUAUAAUAUGUGUUGGCAUAAAUAAUUAAUGUCCUAGUGACUAAUGUUGAGUUCAACAUUUAUAGUUUAUGGCUUUCAAACAGGACUCAGGACUUUGAUGCAGCAAUGCAACACCGUCCUCUUCUCCCCAUUACUUUAUCAUGACCUGUCCAUAUUCAAAUAGGAUGUGAUGUCAUGAUGUCUUCAACAUUUUAGCUUUCUCUGAGUUUCACUUCUACACUUUUUUAGUGAUUGCCCAAUUGCAACUUUUAUUUUGCUUUGAACAAAUGUGUUUUUUCCUUUGUAUAAAGGCUCACUACCCAGAUAUAAAAGUGUAGUGGCUAUAAAUUACUGGGCUUGUCAGUUUAACGAUAAUCUGACUUAAAUAAAAAAAUACAGUGCUGCUUGUGAAUUAUUUCAAAUCCGACUGAGAUCUAUUAUUGUUCUAUUUACUCUUCAGGACUAAUUUGGAAACUAAAUAUCUGACACGUUUAAACGUAUCUGUUCAGCAUAAAUCUUAAAACUCAUGCCAAUGUAAGCAAAGCUAAAAUUCUGUCUUGCAGGCAACUUUAGUAAUUGGUGUGCGAUAUUUCUCAUAAAUGUGUUUAUUUGUAAGUGACUGGUGUUGGCACCAAGAUGUAAGCUGUGGGGCCCCGGCGUGUUGAAUAAAAGCCUGUUAUUUGCU
This is a messenger RNA of Austrofundulus limnaeus, 1607 nucleotides long. RefSeq lists its product as uncharacterized. The transcript has 4 exons. NCBI's taxonomy places the organism in Eukaryota, Metazoa, Chordata, Actinopteri, Cyprinodontiformes, Rivulidae. The coding region runs from base 120 to 902 and encodes 260 amino acids. Gene Ontology annotation, cellular component: nucleus. The record is from RefSeq and is a predicted model, not a curated record.